Paramuricea clavata is the source of this 1475-nucleotide messenger RNA. The record is from the annotation of a GenBank genome assembly. NCBI's taxonomy places the organism in Eukaryota, Metazoa, Cnidaria, Anthozoa, Malacalcyonacea, Plexauridae.
AUGAAUGUGAUUUUUUUGCAGGAUGAUCUACACAUGGUUAUCAGAAAGCAACUGUCGAGCAACUCCGUAAAGUAGGUGACCAUAACUUUAUGUUUAAUGCCCAUAACUUUGUACCGAACCAUUCUAUGGGUUAGAAUGAAAGUCGAUAAGAAUUGGCGAACGAAAUUUUGCUUGGGAGUUUUCGCAAACUCUUAUAAUUAUUCCUCAAGCGAACGAAAACAAGAGUUACUGUAGUACAACUGUAGUUUUGGAGGGGAUUUUCUACCUGAAAAAAAAAAUUUCCACGUUUUGAGUAACUCAAUAAACAAACAAACAAAAAAAGGUUAAAGAUUAUGAAAACUUAUUGCCAGAUAAAACAAGGAGAAGAGUUGAAACGAAUUAUUACCGUUGUUCAACUUAAUAACAGAGUAAUUCUUCUUUGUGUUUUAUAGGUAUAAGCGUAUUGGUAUUAUUGGUGCUAUAAUGAUUGUACGAAGUAUGGCUAAGCCGAGGUUGGUUUUGUUAAACCGAUUAAAACACACGUUUAUGUGGCAGUAAAUACUGGAGAUUGUCACGAGCUUGGUUUUUUUUUCUUUUCCCAUGUACAUUACAAUUAUUAAUACAUUAUAUUACAAAAUAAAUAUUUGGGCUAGAGACCUACUAGAAACCUUUGUAGGAUCUAACAUGCAGCUUGAAAAAUAUAAGACUACCUUCAACCCUGAAGUUGGAACCUCACGUUCAAGACUUUACUAUACAUAUGUUUAUUAAAUUUUAUAUCUUUUUAUACAGUUCCGUUGAAGAAGAGACGCCACUGGAGUCAAUUAGUCAAUCGCAGCCCGUUAUCGUUUUAAAUGAAAAACAGAAACAGGCAAGUAUAUAUAUGAUGCAUAUAAACAAUACGUAAAUUGUUAAGUUGGUUUGUUACAGCAGAAUCCAAAGUCGCUAGCAUUUUAGAGGUUUAAGUUGGGGCUCUGAGACAACGACUGCGACAACAAGAACUGCAGGAACACCAAACACAGUCAUGAACUGAACAAUAACAAGAGUAUAAUAAUAAUUAUAUAAUAUAGUUUCUGACGUUCAGCUCGGCUACAAUUAAGAUUUUUAAUCUGGAUGAUCGUGCAAUAAGUUAAUGGAAGAACCCGGAUUGGAAGAACGACAACAAACAAUAACAAACAACAAAGUAUAAAUAAAGUAUAAAGUAUAAUAUCAACAUCGACAGCAACAUCACUAACAACUAUAGAAACAACAAUAACAACAGCGACGCUUAAGUUUAUUUUCUUCUCUACAGGUGAUCAGUCUGUUAGAUUUGGUCCGCAGUAGCAUCAGUCGUGUUCCCGAAGCUGCCGCGUUGUUCUACGACGAGCUGGCCAACGUUAUUGAGAAACGACAACUUGAUCCAAAAACCGAGGUAAAUUGUAUGAUGAUGAUGGAGUGAUCAUGGUGAUGGUGAUAAUGAUGGUGGUGAUGAUGAGGUGAUGGUGAUGAUGAUGAGGUGG